Molecule: messenger RNA, 1018 nt
Organism: Pisolithus orientalis
Lineage: Eukaryota; Fungi; Basidiomycota; Agaricomycetes; Boletales; Pisolithaceae
Exons: 4
Coding region: 450-896 (148 amino acids)
Source: RefSeq, a predicted model, not a curated record
UAUAACCCAUGAACCUAGGUUUUCAGUUUGGCUUACCGAAAUUGGGUUUUGUGCCUUACCAUUUCGAAGGCGGUCUAGACUUCUCUGCAGCGUCUCGUGGACAAAAACAAGUACUUUUCCCUAUUCGACUCCGAAAUGGGGAUUUAAGCUUUCUACUUUCGUCAUGCCAUGCUGUAUGCACCUAUGCGUCUGGACUCCACAGCAGAAGGCUUUUUGGGUUGUCCGCUCGAAUAAUUCCGCUACCAACACGCUCCACAAUCUCAGGAAAGUCCCGCGGAAUCGAACUCGGAAGGGCACCUAGGCGACGGUGUUGCAUCGUCAAGCACAGCACGUUCCAGGAGAAAUGUAACUUACGCUGAUGUCAGCAUCCAAUCGCAGACGCGCAGCGGAGUGGUUUAUUAGCUGAGUAUGCUGGAUGCGUCUCGUGCCCAUCGCUGCAGUACCAAGUCAUGAUGUUCAAGGUAAAUCGUGAACCUUUAACCCCAGAGCUUACACAAGAGCUGCGCGAGCAGAGCAAGACGGCUUUAAGCGUUCUCGUUGCAUUCCUCACGUCAGCUUUUUCAUCAUCCAAUGUAUUGCGAGCCGUUGCCCUUGGUCUCCUCUUGUACACGGUCAGCUUGUAUACCCUCACUUGCGUGGGGUACUUUCAGGGUAUUCCUAUCUUUAAAUGUGCCUGCCUUCAUACCGUCCCUUUCAUUGGCAUCAUUAUUAUGGCCACCGUGGAGCUAGUGCUUGCAGUGCGGUCACCAGGUGUCAUAGUAAUGAUGCUCGUACUUUGCAUCCUCCCUCCUUUCGCAGGCGGCGUUCAACGUAUAUGGUGGAUACAGAACAAACCUGCCACUGCACAUUCGGAGGGUUGUGGGUGUACGAGUUGUAAAGCGAACCCCGAAGUAUGACCAUCAAUAUAGCUCGCGCUACACUUUAACACCCAGCCAACACAACAUACCAUCCAAUCUUCCCUAUACCCCCGUGUGCUUAAAAUAUGUAGAGCGUUGCGCCUGUACUCAAAAGCAAGUGU